AUGUCGGUUCACGGCGACAGCGACGUGGACGCGACGGAGGAGAUUAACGUGGACGACUCGGACUCCGGAAGUUGCAGUCCGCGGAACUAUAGCAGCGACAAUCGUCGCUUGGAUCAUUCGGAGUAUUCGAAUUCGCCGCCGCCGAGUCAGACCAGCUCGAGGACGUUGCAGAACGAGUCCCCACGAAGUCAUCCGUUCAGUAUAAGCCGCCUGUUAGGCGAAAAUCGGUCGCAGAACCCGAAGAGUCCUUCGUCGGAGGAUCUGGACAGUGACAAGGAAAGAAAAUGGUCUUGGGAAGAGGGUAACAACAACGGUGGCUCGUCGAUGACCUUAGACGAUGGCAGGAGGUCCUGGGGCCACGAGAUCGAGGAGAAGCUGUCGGAGAAGGACGACGACGACACCGGAAGUACGCCGGAAACGCAGACCAAUUCCACGUCGUCGGUCCACUGCACCAGCGCGGCUGAUUUAUUGGCACCGUUCAGGCUUUUCCCGACCGGAUCCGGCCUGAUAUACACCGGCGGAGGCGUAAUAAGAGUUCCUGCGCAUCGACCACCCGGUGCUAAUGGGACUGCAACGGGUGCACUGCCGGCACAGGCGUUGAUACCACCAUGGAGUUUACAAGCUCUUCAGCACAGUCAACAACAAGCGGCGGCGGCUGGUCUUCACAGGGCCAGUUUGCUGGCCAACCUGGCCGCACAUCCGCUCCAGGGACACCCACACCUUAAGGACAGGCUGGCAGUAGCCGGAGCGUUUCCAAGGAGGAUCGGCCAUCCUUACCAAAACAGGACGCCACCGAAGAGAAAGAAGCCGAGGACAAGCUUCACCAGGUUGCAGAUCGCCGAACUAGAGAAACGUUUUCACAAACAGAAGUACUUGGCGUCGGCUGAGCGAGCAGCCUUGGCUAAAACCUUGAAGAUGACAGAUGCCCAAGUGAAAACCUGGUUUCAGAACAGGCGAACAAAGUGGAGGAGGCAAACCGCGGAGGAGCGAGAAGCUGAGAGGCAGGCAGCGAAUCGGUUGAUGUUGUCCCUUCAAGCCGAAGCGCUUGGAAAAGUGGCUUACCCCACAACGGUACCCAACCAUCCAGCGGGGACCAGCGUUCCCAGCUUGGACAGACAGCAGGCACCCACUGCUCUCACCCAUCCUGUGGGCCAGUGGGCCUCGCCGUACGGCCCGCCGCAACCUCUCGCUGAACCAAUUUGUUGAACCUCCACGAUCCACGCGAAUUCGAACACUCUUAUC
Messenger RNA from Eufriesea mexicana, 1242 nucleotides. It is a transcript of the gene C15, whose product is annotated as homeobox protein C15. Gene Ontology annotation, cellular component: nucleus. Lineage: Eukaryota; Metazoa; Arthropoda; Insecta; Hymenoptera; Apidae. The record is from RefSeq and is a predicted model, not a curated record. Gene Ontology annotation, molecular function: DNA-binding transcription factor activity, RNA polymerase II-specific; RNA polymerase II cis-regulatory region sequence-specific DNA binding. Gene Ontology annotation, biological process: animal organ development; regulation of transcription by RNA polymerase II. The transcript has 3 exons. Bases 1 to 1206 code for a protein of 401 amino acids.